AUGGACGUGCACCCGGCGAAUGCGGCCGCCGACUCCCUCGGAGACCUGUUCCCGCACCAGCCCGCCGGUUUGGAGAGUGAUGAGAGCAACAUAGAAUGGCUCUCUGGCUACGUGGAGGACUGCUUUUCGAGCUCCACAUCCUACACAAAUCCUGUUUUUGCAAGAUCUGCUCCUGCAAUGGCAAGCCAGGGUGCUGGAAAACCAAAGUUACCGCCACCUUCAUCUUCCAAUGGCAGGAGAAAGAAAAGGAGCCUGGCCUCUGUUAUGACUAACGACGAUGAUCAACAAUACAUCAUCCCAUUGUAUGUUGAGCCACCGCUAAUCCUAAUUGAUCAGAAGCAUUGGAUGGCAGAGAGCGAGCUGAUCCUCCCCAAGAAAGACAAAGACCAAGAGGUUUGCCAGCAACAAGGGCAGGAAGAGAAGUGUGAGAAGGGUGUGCGGCGGCUGGUGAAGAGGUGUAGCAAUUGUUUGUCAUGCCAAACACCACGAUGGAGGGAUGGCCCGUCAGGGCCCCAGAUGCUGUGCAAUGCAUGUGGCCUGAGGCUUAAGCCAGAGAAUAGGUAUGCCACCAUUUCUGAGGAGCAUUGUGGCCAAGAAACCAAGAAAGAACAAGAACCAGGAGCACAGCGAGAUAAGAAGAAGAAGAUGAUGAAGAAGACAUAUGUGAAUGAGCCCCAGUCGUCAGAUCAGGCAGAGAAGCGCUGCACCCAUUGCUUGUCCUCCAAGACCCCACAGUGGAGGGCUGGACCUUUGGGACCGAAGACUCUUUGCAAUGCCUGUGGCGUGAGGUACAAGUCCGGCAGGCUGCUGCCAGAGUAUAGACCUGCCAAUAGCCCGACUUUUGUGAGUUGCAUACACUCCAACUCUCACAAGAAGGUAAUGCAGAUGAGGCAGGCUGUUGCGCAGCAGCAGUGA
This is a messenger RNA of Miscanthus lutarioriparius, 915 nucleotides long. The record is from the annotation of a GenBank genome assembly. NCBI's taxonomy places the organism in Eukaryota, Viridiplantae, Streptophyta, Magnoliopsida, Poales, Poaceae.